AUGUUGUCCAGAGCUUUCACUCGCGCGGUCCGUCCCCCGCUCCAUCGACGAACCACACGACCGGUGCCGGCCGUGCAAACGUACCACAUUGGCCUCCACCCGACCAGUGCUCGAUCGCAUGACGCGCUCGUCAAGCAGCAGCAGCAGCUGCGCACCGAAGGCGUUCUCCCCUACAGCCUCCACACGCCCGUGUUCCAAGUCUUUGGGAGCAAUACGGACAUUGGUAAGACGGUCGUGUCCGCCGGUAUCUGCCGCAGUGCAACCACAGCAGCGGCUGCAAACGGCUCGCGCAGUGGCGGACCGGUCGCGUACAUUAAACCGCUGCAAACGGGCGUCGACACGACCGGUUCCGUGGCUGUUGUGGGCGAAGGGGACGCGUCGUUUGUCGAGCGGUACGCGCGCGACGACUACAGUUCGACAACGAAGAGACGACAGUGUCCCGUGCACUGCUCGACGCUGUUCUCGUGGCGAACGCCCGUGUCGCCGCAUCUCGCCGCGCACUUGGAGGGCCACUCGAUCUCGGACGAAGAGCUGCUGGAACUGCUGGCGAACAAACUCCAAGUGCUGCAACCACAGCUCACCGAGGAAGAAGAAGAAGAAGAGGACAAUAACAAGGCGGGUGAAGGUCUCGUGCUGGUCGAGACAGCUGGUGGCGUGUGCAGUCCCACGGCAUCGAUGCGGCCACAAGCGGAUGUGUACCGUGCGCUGCGUCUUCCAGUUGUGCUGGUCGGCGACGGCAAACUCGGCGGCAUUUCGACCAGUAUGUCCGCGCUGGAAUCGCUGCUGAUUCGUGGCUACGACGUUGCUGCUAUCUGCCUGAUCGAACAGGAUAAGCUGGACAAUGCAGCAGCCCUCGAGCCACGGACGACAGAGCUGGGUAUCCCGAUCUUUACUAUGGACGCUGUGCCGCCCAUGCCAGAGCCACUGGAUAAGUGGUACGUGGCACACGACGCUGUCUUUGCAGACGUAACCAGAAGCCUCAAGUCGUUCCACACUGCUCGUCUCGAGCGCUUCAAGGAGAUGGAACAACGGGCAGAGAAGGUGUUUUGGUGGCCCUUCACCCAACACAAGAAAGCUGGGACGGUGUCGAUCAUUGACUCGGCGCAUGGCGACGAAUUUAGUGUCUACCGCCCGGACAGCAACACGGUGACACCGCUCUUUGAUGCAUGUGCGAGCUGGUGGACACAGGGUGUUGGCCACGGCAAUUCAAAGAUGGCCACAGCUCUGGCGUACGCGGCAGGUCGAUACGGUCACGUGAUGUUUCCAGAGAACGCUCACGAACCUGCUUUCCAACUUAGUGAAAAGCUGCUUGCAUCGGUUGGCAAAGGCUGGGCCUCGCGAGUGUACUACUCGGACGACGGAUCGACUGCUGUGGAGGUCGCUCUGAAGAUGGCAUUUCGCAAAUACGUGCUCGACCACAAGCUGGAUUACAGUCAGUUUGCAUCGGAUCAAGCGACGCGAUCCAAGAUAAUCACGCUCGCGCAGGCCAAUUGCUACCACGGCGACACACUGGGUGUAAUGAACGUCGCGGAGAAGAGCGUCUUUAACGAGAUGCAGCAUCCGUGGUACCGACCCGAAGGUGUCUUUUUGAAAGUUCCGAAAGUGGCGCUGCGAAAUGGCGCGUACGAGAUUUCGAUUGACCCGGAAAUUGCCGGCGAACACAAGACGGAGGAACCGCUGCCUUCAUUCGAUGCUGUCUUCGAUUCUUCGCGCGACCAAAGUCCGUUGGCCGACGUCUAUCGCAAGCACGUAGCUCACGCGAUCGACAGCACUGAAGAGACUGGCGUACAUGUGGGAUCUGCGCUCAUUGAGCCUAUCCUUAUGGGCUCAGGUGGUAUGUUCCUGGUGGAUCCGCUCUACCAGCGUGUGCUCGUGCAAGAAUGUCGUGCUCGCAAGAUCCCCGUGAUCUACGACGAGGUGUUCUCAGGCUGGUGGCGACUAGGAGUGGAGUCAGCGCGCGAUCUGCUUGGCAUUGAUCCGGACAUCGCAUGCUAUGCGAAGCUGUUGACUGGCGGUGUGGUCCCGAUGGCUGCCACGCUUGCAUCGGAGGACGUCUUCAACACGUUCUACGCAGACUCGAAAGGUGAGGCGUUGCUGCACGGCCACUCGUUCACGGCGUACCCUGUCGGUUGCGCUGCGGCCGUGACCGCGUUGGACAUGUACCAGAUCCUUAGCAAUGCAAGGAUUCCUACCAAAGACGCCGCUGUACGAACGUACUGGAACAUCGACGUUCUCGCUGAGCUUUCCACUCGGCCGUACAUCGAGCGCACGUUUGCUAUCGGGACGGUAGCAUGCGUGGAACUGGCAGUAAAGGACGCUGGCUACGCGUCGACUGAAGCUGCCGAACUCAUCCAAGUCUUGCGCCGGAACGGCGUGUACGCUCGUUCCCUGGGCAACGUGCUGUACAUGAUGUGCUCGCCCCUGACAACGCAAGAAGACUGCACCAAGUACUUGACACGAUUCACGCAGCAGAUGGAGCGCUUGCAAGACAAGAAGUAA
Hyaloperonospora brassicae is the source of this 2499-nucleotide messenger RNA. The record is from the annotation of a GenBank genome assembly. NCBI's taxonomy places the organism in Eukaryota, Oomycota, Peronosporomycetes, Peronosporales, Peronosporaceae.